Apis florea (little honeybee) is the source of this 3064-nucleotide messenger RNA. RefSeq lists its product as uncharacterized. NCBI's taxonomy places the organism in Eukaryota, Metazoa, Arthropoda, Insecta, Hymenoptera, Apidae. The record is from RefSeq and is a predicted model, not a curated record.
CAUGAAAUUUUUUCUUUCAGAUCUAAAAGAAUAGAAAAUAGAUUUCUCUCUCUCUCUCUCUUUCUCUCUUCCUGGAAAAAAAUAUAAAACAAGUUUCUCUUCAAUGAAAUCACUUGGAUCGGAUAAAUAUACGGUGUUCGUAGAUCAUUGUUCGUCGCGCAACUUUUUCAUCGAUCGCGGUAACGGAAUUGCAUAAAUGAAAGUGGACAGUUAGCGAUCGGUCAGCUGUGUCCUUUCAAAUUCUCAAAUCUCAAUUUUAAUCCAGGGGAAGAACAAGUUUGAAAUGAGCUGAAAUCCAGCAGAAAAAUAAUCAACAAAACUGAUCGACAAAAUUAAAAAGAAAUCUUUUUAACCUUUUUCGCCUUUCGUUAAAAAUAAAAUAAUAUUAAAAUAAUAUUUCUUCCUAUUUAUUUAUCAUCAAUCUGCGUGCUGUAUCCAAGUUUUUCCCUCCUAAAACGAGAGAGAAAUGAUGGAGCAAUGGCCACGGACGAGCAAACAAUAUCCAUCAUUCUUUUACGGUCGAUGAUUCGAAUAUUUCUGAUUGAUUACUGUUCACUUACUCCUGGGACACUUGCUUGCGUGUCGCGAAAUUGAAAUUGGUGGGGCAGCGAUCUUUUUGAAUCGCCAAGUCGAUAUAAAGGCUUUGCCCGUCGAGGCGAGAUCAUUUCAUGGGAAAGUGAUGUGGCUCGACGAACCGGAAACGGAAUAAGUGUUCACUGAUCGCGCAUCAUGAUCUCCUACAACCACCGUUCUCUUCCCUUCGAUGGAUUCUUUUUGAUAUUUGGCUUAAGUUUGGCCAUCUGUUGGACACCGGCAAACGCCAAGAUCUACGAGGAUCGCUUCAAAUCCUUGACAGCCAAUGAUCGUUCAUGGCUUCGUACAAGCCGCGAAGUUCCUUAUUACGUUGUCCCUUCAGAACACUCUCCAUCUUACGCCAGCUUCUUAGAAUCGCGAAGAAACCAUCGAGCAGCAUUCGACUCGUCGGAUGCUUCCCUCGGACCAGCAAAAGACCGGUACUCGAUUUCGGCCAGCAAGAAGGUUCCCACUGAAAACAAAAAUUUCAAAAAAGUAGUAUCUCCAUUCUACACAAUCAAAGAUUCCCAAAAGUACAAGGACAUGGUGAUGAAAUCUGGCGUUCCAUAUUGCCAAGAGAUCAAAACAGGGCGUGCGAAUAAGGAUGGGAACAGCAAAGAAAGCAUGAUCUGCUACAAAUGCAAAAAUCCUAAAAAUGGGGCCACUUACGAGCAAUGCUCUUACGGUUCGCAUCCUUCCACCGAUUCUAGCAAUAUUGAACAAAGCUCACCACCUUCACGGUUCAGAAACAAGAGGUCAAACUCUGACGAGGCGUUCUCCGGUUUCAAAGAUUACAGAAGGGAUGGAAAUCCGUACAGGUUCAACGACAAGAUAUUUUCAGAGGCCACGGACGAUGUUCCAGCAGAGUAUAAGAAGAAAAACGAAAAAUGUGAAAAGGUAGUCAAGGAUUCCAUGAUGUGCAUGGUGUGCAAAGAUACGAAGAGUAAUGGCAAAUACGAGCAAUGCACCUACAUUAGACAACCGACAGAGAAGAAAUAUACCUACACGAAAUCUAGCUCUCUUAAAAAUCCCAAUGGAUCCGAGAAAGAGGAUGGGAAAAGAUCUGAUAGAAAAUAUUUUGGAACUAGGCCAGUUAAGGAAGAAUACUCGAGUUCUGAGGGCAAAGAGGAGCCAGAGAGGGAAUCUCGAGAAGAAUACAAAGACUCGACCGGCAAUUGCAAGAAGGUCCAAAAAGAUUCGAAGACUUGCACGGUCUGUAAAGAUCCCAAAACGGGUGGAAAUUACGAGAGGUGCUCGUAUGCCUACGAACCAAAUGAUAAAGUUUAUAAAUUUAGUAGAACUAAGAGUUUUGGAUACCCUACAAGUUCUUCCAAGGAUGACGAGUCUUCUGGUGACGAGUCCAGUCAGGACGAAGAGAGGAGAUCUAAAAGCGAACUCGAGGAAUACAGGAGAGACUAUUCCAUUCCUGAAAGCUACUACGACAAGAGUCACUCCUCUCCAUUAAGUUCUUACUUCAAGGAUGAGGAACCUAGGUCCAGUUAUCGUCAAGCUGCUUCGCAAAACUCUAAGUUAAUCUCUGACGACGACGACGAUUAUUUAUCUGGCUAUGAGAAAUCUAAGUCAGAAUCUGAGAAAGUUGCCAAAAGUAUCGAACCGAGUCACUGCAAAGAAGUUCAGAAAGAUUCCAUGACUUGCAAGAUCUGCAAAGAUCCUAAAACAGGGAGCAAUUCCGAGCAAUGUUCGUAUAAAUAUCAACCAAGCGACAAAAGUUACGCUUAUUCGAAAUCUAGAUCAAUUGGCAGCCCAACAGAAUCAAACGACAAAUCUUACGAUGAAUCUGAGACGAAAGAGACCGAAAAGUUGCCCUACGAGAACGAAGGUUAUGAUUACUCUUCCGAUAAAAGUCCCUACAUUACCGAUCAAGCCGCCAAAACAGAAUUUCCAACUUCCGACGAAUCCAAGUCUGAAGUAAUAGAAAAAAAAUCAUCGAAAUCCGCUCCGAAAAAAAGCGACGUAGGUUUCUACGAUGCAUUUAAGAAGAAAGAGGAGAUCCAGAAGGUUCUACAAGAAUUUCAAAAGGAAGAUCGUUCCAAUUGUAAGAAAUUAAUGAGAGAUAAAAUGACAUGUUAUCAAUGUGUCGACGACAAAGGAUUCAAAAAGGAGGAAUGUGCUUUCGUGACUUCGGAAGAACCAGCUGAGGAUAAAAUUAAUUAUCGAGAAGCGAAAGAGGAGCCGACUAAAAAGAUUCCUAGAUCGGUUAUUGAAAAUCUGGACGAUGUACCUAUUGAACCAGAAGCUGCUGCCAGUGAGAAGGUCUACGUGCAACGAGUACUGCCUAAGAAGAAUUCUGGAAAAAUUGAGGCAUCCAAGGAGACUGAACCGUAUGAAUACGUGGAAGAAACUAAACCUGUGUUCGAUAAGAUUCUUGGAUUCACACUUCCAGCGUACAUGCUGAGUACUUCUGAGCACGAAGAGGAGUUUGAUAAGAUUAUGUCAGGCAGAAAAAUUUGAAAAUAAUAUUUUAUCUUAU